GGCUUCGUGAACUGGACGUGAGCAGCAACGCGGACGUGACGUCACGCGGCUGGUCGCACCUCGCCAUGGCGAUCGCCUCGUCGUCCGUACUGCGCUCGCUCAGCGUCGCUCACGCAAACGUUGGCGACGCGGCCGCGUCGGCGCUGUGCGCGGCAGUAGCCGCCAGCGCCACCCUGCAGGCCGUCGACCUGGAGAAGACGGGCAUCACCAACCGCAGCGCACUGGUCAUUAUGGAUCUCGUACAGACUUUCCCGCUCACGCUCACGAGUCUUCGGCUAAACGAAAAUGCCAUCAGCGAACAACUGCGCAUGUGCAUCUACGCCUGUCUCAAAAGUGCAACGCCACCUGCCGACGAGGAUUGCAACGAAGUGUCAAGUUCGUCGAGCGAGCUGGUCGAGAGCAUGGAGAACACGUCGAUAAGUGCUGCCAUCUCGCGGAUGGAUAUGUAAAAUUUAUACGUACAAGCUUUUUUUUGCGUAGAUAUUUUAUGCUACAGACUGGCGCUGAUUAGCAUGUAUACAUAGAUGUACAGCUGAAACGACCUUCACGUCGAUAAACAUGAUUUAAAAUGUCAACGUCUGCAAGCUAACCUUUUCCUUUGCGAUUGACAUCAUUUUGAUAAAGACAAUAUUUAGUUAUGGACAUAUAGGUACUUACAGAUAUUUAGAUAUGUAUCAGGUGUCAACAACUGAAAAGAUGUACAAUUUGCCCAAUGCACACACGUCUUAUAUAUAAGCAAGUAUCUGUAAUGUCAAGUACAUGGUAUGACAUCCUUGUAACAUGUUGUGGCACUGUGUUGUAGAAAAUAGUUGUCGUAGAGAAGCAGUUGUAAUGAAGAUGCCCACUAGAAGAUAAUGUAAAGUAUUUUAACUAGACGUAACAAUAAAAUUUGAAUCUUAAUUUUGAAUUAUUUUUCAAAUCAAA
Messenger RNA from Priapulus caudatus, 924 nucleotides. Its product is annotated as leucine-rich repeat-containing protein 73-like. Lineage: Eukaryota; Metazoa; Priapulida; Priapulimorpha; Priapulimorphida; Priapulidae. Gene Ontology annotation, molecular function: protein binding. The record is from RefSeq and is a predicted model, not a curated record. The annotation marks the transcript as partial. The transcript has 2 exons.